This is a messenger RNA of Metopolophium dirhodum (rose-grain aphid), 516 nucleotides long. RefSeq lists its product as uncharacterized. The coding region runs from base 1 to 516 and encodes 171 amino acids. The transcript has a single exon. The record is from RefSeq and is a predicted model, not a curated record. Lineage: Eukaryota; Metazoa; Arthropoda; Insecta; Hemiptera; Aphididae.
AUGGGUGGUUUGGGAGCCCUGAAAAGCUUCACACUCUCACAAACCAUUUAUGUAGAAGAAGCAGGCAGGUUUAGUGAUGGUGUUGUUCUUAGAGCUUCUAAUCUUUGGAAACUAUUAGAUACAGAUAAACUUCAUAUCCCAAAACCAACACCAAUGCCUAAUGAUGCUUUUGAUUUUUCUUUUUAUAUGGUAGGGGAUGAAGCAUUUCCUCUCAAAAUAAAACACAUGCGGCCGUAUCCUAAGCGAGUUCUCGAUAAUGAAAAACGAAUAUUCAACUAUAGAAUGUCACGUGGACGAAAAAGCGUCGAAUACUCCUUUGGAAUGUUAGCGUCAAAAUUUGAAAUAUUUCAGAGACCAAUAAUGUGCCACGAUGAUACUUCAAUCAAAGUUAUAAAAGCAGCAUGUAUUCUACACAAUUUUAUUAAAAUGGUCGAGGGUCAUUUUUCAGUUCCCCAAAUCAGUAAAAAUCAGGAAAAUCAAUUUACAAAUCGAGAGAUAUCACAUUCAACAUCAUAA